AUGGAAAAGCGUGAUAAAAAAAACGGACCAGUAUCAUCCAAUAUGGUUGAUAUGUCUGGUGAUGACACUGAUGAUGAUAUGGACGAUGGAAAAUUAAAUGAUUACUUGCAAUAUCAAUGUGACCAUAUAACUCAUUACGAUGACAGUGCAACCUGGUCAUUACAAGAUGCUAUUACAACAACAUUUAAUAAAUUUUUGGAUAAAUCACAAACAAUUAAUUUUUGGCAAUGUGGUAUUGAUUUAGAAUUAAAUACAUGGAAGAAUAAUUUAUUUAGUCGACCACAAUACAACAAACAUAUUGAACAACAACAACGAUUAAAAAUGAAACAAUAUGCUACAGACGAUUGUAUUGCAGUCGCAGAAUUAUUCCUCCAUAUGUAUCCAGGAACAACAAACCAUCAUCAAUUACAUGAAGUACCACAACAAACAACAACAACAGCGUCAACAAAUAUAUUAAUCGAUUUUGAAGAUGAUUUAUCAAAUAUAAGUGAAAAUGAAUUAAUUGAAUUAAUUAAACAAAAAUUUGAUAAGAAAAAAGAAGAAAUUGUACAUCAACCACAUGAUGCACCAGCCGAAUUAAUAAUAACAACAGCACCAAAUGAAAUUAAUGAAUUUAAUUUGAACGAACAACAAUUAGAACAACAACCAUUAAAUGCACCAUCAACAAAUUUAUCAAAAACCGAAAAACAACGUCGAAAAACCAUGAAACUAAAAUGGAAACAACAAAACCGACCAGACUUCCAAAAUAAAUUAAAACGACCAAUAUAUUAUAAAUAUGACUUUAGAAAAAUACGAGCUCAAUUACGUGAUGAUAACAUACAUACAAGUCAUCAAAUAACAAUCAACCGUAGAUAUAAUGAAGUUAUUAUAGGUUUUAAAUCCCGACAAGAAUUAGAACAUGCAACAAAAAUUAUAAAAAUAAAUUAUUUUUCAAAAUCACAAUAUGAUCAUCGAUGGGGUUAA
This is a messenger RNA of Rotaria sp. Silwood2, 963 nucleotides long. NCBI's taxonomy places the organism in Eukaryota, Metazoa, Rotifera, Eurotatoria, Philodinida, Philodinidae. The record is from the annotation of a GenBank genome assembly.